Anopheles coustani is the source of this 1167-nucleotide messenger RNA. It is a transcript of the gene Gmer, whose product is annotated as probable GDP-L-fucose synthase. The record is from RefSeq and is a predicted model, not a curated record. Gene Ontology annotation, molecular function: GDP-L-fucose synthase activity. Bases 71 to 1042 code for a protein of 323 amino acids. Gene Ontology annotation, biological process: nucleotide-sugar biosynthetic process. NCBI's taxonomy places the organism in Eukaryota, Metazoa, Arthropoda, Insecta, Diptera, Culicidae. The transcript has 4 exons.
GAUAUAAACAUCGAAAUCAAGUGUGCUAUUUACAGUAUUAAAUUGCUUUGCCUGGUGUUAACUCCCAGAAAUGAGCAAAGUAGUGCUAGUCACCGGUGGCACCGGUUUAAUAGGAAAAGCUAUUGAAACAGUUAUCAGCGCACAGAAACCGGAAAACGAACGAUGGAUAUUCGCUGGAUCAAAGGACGCCGAUCUCACCGAUCUAGCGGCCACGAGGAAAAUGUUCGAACAACAUCAACCAACGCACGUGGUGCACUUGGCCGCUAUGGUCGGCGGGUUAUUUCACAACAUGAGCAACAACAUCGAUUUCCUGCGAAAGAAUAUACUCAUCAAUGACAACGUGCUGCUCGCUAGCCACGAAACGCACGUGCAGAAAGUGGUGUCCUGCCUAUCGACCUGCAUUUUCCCCGAUAAGACACCGUAUCCCAUCGACGAGACAAUGAUUCAUAACGGACCUCCACAUGAUUCCAACUUUGGCUACAGUUACGCAAAACGCAUGAUCGAUGUGUUGAACCGGGGCUACAAUCAAAAGUACGGUGAUAUGUUCACUUCCGUCGUGCCUUGCAACGUGUUUGGACCGCACGAUAAUUUCGUGCCUUCCGUAAGCCAUGUCAUCCCUGGCAUGAUCCAUCGUUUGCAUGAACUUAUUUACGUCAAGGAUGCCGAGACACCCCAAGAAGACAAAGUAUUCACGGUAUACGGCACUGGAAAGCCCUUGCGGCAGUUUAUCUACUCGCUCGAUCUGGCCAAGCUCUUCAUCUGGGUGCUGCGAAAUUACGACAGCCCCGAGCCGAUCAUCCUCUCUGUGGACGAAUCGGCCGAAGUAUCCAUCGCCCAGCUGGCGGAAUCGCUUGUAAAAGCUUUCGACUUUAAGGGAAAAAUCGAGUUCGACACAAGCAAGGCCGAUGGUCAGCUUCGGAAGACGGCCUCGAAUGCGAAACUGCGAACACAUCUGCCCGAGUUCCAGUUCACCGACUUUGACGUUGCGAUGAAGGAAACGGUACAGUGGUACAUACAAAACUAUGAUCAGGCAAGGAAGUAGGGUGGUAAGUGAGUUUUAUAAAACUACCGUACGCCAAGAGGGGGUCACAAACAGAAGAAUCAAAAAAGGAUUUCUUUCCCCAAUCCCGUUGUACAGCAAAUGAAUCGUUUAAUUUAUAUUUUGAA